Messenger RNA from Ilyonectria robusta, 1918 nucleotides. RefSeq lists its product as uncharacterized. The transcript has 3 exons. The record is from RefSeq and is a predicted model, not a curated record. Bases 133 to 1653 code for a protein of 506 amino acids. NCBI's taxonomy places the organism in Eukaryota, Fungi, Ascomycota, Sordariomycetes, Hypocreales, Nectriaceae.
UAUUCAGGAACCACUCUCAACAUCAGCCCAACGCUGUCCAUUGCUUCCCAUUCUACCAUCACCUGGCCCCUUUCCCGCCGGCCGCAGGCCCGUAGUCCUGCUCGUGGCCACCACCGCAUGAGGUAGUUCGUCAUGGCUCUCGCUGUGCGUCCUUCCCGCAGAGGACCCCUGAGUCUCGACGCUGUCCCCGAAAUCCUCCGCCCGCUCAUCCGAGCAUACCUCUUGGGAUAUGCCACUGCGGUUGGCCCACGGCUUUUGACCUUGGUCCUUCAGUAUGUUGCAAAGAGGCGUCGGGCCCAACUAUCUCCGGAUCCCGAGGACGGUUCCUUCGCCAAGUCCGCCAAACACAUUGUGCGGAUGGGCUUCAACUUACAACGGUUCCCAACCUUCUGCGCCGUCUUGGCCGGUGGAAGCACCAUUCUACAGGAACCUCUGAAGAGCAUCAUUGACAAGGCUGCAAAAAGCCUCAGUGAGGCAGCCCGACUAAGACUUGCAAGAUGGUUAUCAACCUUCAUUGCCGCGUGGUAUGGCAUUCGCCUCCUCCACACAUAUGAGAGCCGGGCAUACACAGAAACAUUGCCUGUCAAGCCAGACUCGCUUCCAGAUGCCCGGCCGCAGACGAUCAAGCUCGCUGGCCGGACUCUGGACCUGACGUUAUUCGCCCUUGCUCGAGCCCUCGACGUUGUCGUUGGUGAUCUCUGGGCUCGGCGUAAAGCCCUUCGCCAGGCUGCACACAAGUGGACCAGUGUAAGCUUUUUAGUCAUCCCUGGCAUCACUCUACACGACAAUCCGCUGACUUCCCUUCGGACCGAACAAUGCGUGUCUAGACUCAUCGACCCCCUUGCCUUUGCUGCCUCCUCUGGCCUCGCCAUGUGGGCCUGGUUCUACGCCCCUGAAACCCUUCCUCGUACCUACAACAAAUGGAUCACCUCGGCUGCUUCCGUCGACUCGCGUCUAAUUGAGGCGCUCCGCCGCUGUCGAAGUGGAGAGCUGCAGUAUGGCAAAGACACAGGACAGGCGCCCCUGCUGCAGGCCAUGUGUGCCGACUUCAAAUGGCCCCUAGCCUGGGGCGAUCCUGCAGCGUCGAUCCCUUUCCCCUGCGAGAUGGUCCAUAUGGGAUGUGGUCCUUCAUGCGAGUAUCACGCUGUGAGCCGCUUCUUCCGCGCCUGGAAGUGGUCCAUGGCCACAUACCUUCCUCUAACCCUCGCCUUCGCUCUGCGGAACCCCUCCCGCAAAGCCAUCAUCCGUGCCAUCAUCUCAUCCUGCCGCUCCGCCACCUUCCUCGGCACCUUCAUUACGCUCUUCUACUACGGCGUCUGCCUAACCCGCACGCGCCUUGGGCCCCUCCUCCUCGGGGACUCCAUCCCCUGGCGCCAGCGCAUUGACAGUGGAUUGUGCGUCGGCACCGGAUGCUUCCUUUGCGGUUGGAGCAUGCUCAUCGAGACGCCAAGCCGCCGCAAGGACAUUGCCAUGUUCAUGGCCCCUCGCGCCAUGGCUACCUUCCUACCACGGAAGUAUCCACUCGACAAGCAGUGGCGGGAGACGGUGGUGUUUGCUGCCAGCACGGCCGUUGUCUUUACGUGCGUCAAGGAGAAUCCAGACCGGGUAAGGGGGGUGUUUGGGCGGUUGUUAAAGAUGGUCAUGGAUAAAUAGAUGGGAUACAUUUAGAAGGAAGCAUAAAUCUCGGAGGAGUUGGGUCGCCAUUUAUUAGAUAACCGUGGAUACCCAUUGUCAUUUGUAGAGGAAGAUGUAGCGAGAUUUUUUAGAGGUGUAAUUCAUAACACUAAUAAGUGUUGUUAUUCGCUGUGCGAAUCGUAGUUGUCUCGACAUAUUCGCGAGGCGUUAUCAUAAUAGCCCUUUCAAAUCAGCUAGUCCUAGAUUUAUAACCCAACGCCUGGGGUUCACAAUUGUUGUUGUC